AUGGAUAUAAGUUAUAUUCCUCAAGAUUUAUCCAGCUGUCCCACAUUUGAAAAUAAGUCCUGUCCUUUGAGUAGCCGCUCUCCCCAUGUGCGAGGGAUAAUGUACUUGCUUAUGACUGGAGCCAUGCUCAUCACCAUCUUUGGGAACCUGGUCACUAUGAUUUCCAUAUCUCAUUUCAAACAGCUUCACUCACCCACCAACUUCCUGAUCCUCUCCAUGGCGACUACGGACUUCCUGCUGGGUUUUAUCAUCAUGCCAUACAGCAUGGUGAGAUCAGUGGAGAGCUGCUGGUAUUUCGGGGAUGGCUUUUGUAAAUUCCACACCAGCUUUGACAUGAUGCUGAGCCUGACUUCCAUCUUCCACCUCUGUUCCAUUGCCAUCGAUCGGUUCUACGCUGUGUGCCACCCUUUACAUUACACCACCACAAUCACUGUCUCUGUGAUCAAGCGACUGCUGGCCUUCUGCUGGUCGGCCCCUGCCCUCUUCUCUUUUGGUUUAGUUCUGUCCGAGGCCAACGUUUCCGGGAUGCAGAGCUACGAGAUCCUUGUGGCCUGUUUCCAUUUCUGUGCACUCACAUUCAACAAAUUUUGGGGGACGAUAUUGUUCACGACCUGUUUCUUUACGCCUGGCUCCAUCAUGGUUGGUAUUUAUGGCAAAAUCUUCAUUGUUUCCAAACGACACGCUCAAGUCAUCAGCAGUUUGCCCGAGAACACAAAAGGGGAACUGAAGAAAACAUUAUCUAAAAAAAAGGACAGGAAAGCAGCGAAGACCCUGGGGAUAGUAAUGGGGGUGUUUCUAGCUUGCUGGCUACCUUGUUUCCUGGCUGUUCUGAUUGACCCAUUUUUGGACUACUCCACUCCCAUGAUCGUACUGGACCUCCUGGUGUGGCUUGGAUACUUCAACUCGACUUGCAACCCCCUCAUUCAUGGCUUCUUUUACCCAUGGUUUCGGAAAGCUCUUGAGUACAUAGUGUCAGGAAAAAUAUUUAGCACUAAUUCAGAAGCUGCAAAUCUAUUUCCUGAAGCACACUAA
Messenger RNA from Jaculus jaculus (lesser Egyptian jerboa), 1032 nucleotides. RefSeq names its product trace amine-associated receptor 3. Gene Ontology annotation, molecular function: trace-amine receptor activity. Gene Ontology annotation, cellular component: membrane. The record is from RefSeq and is a predicted model, not a curated record. The transcript has a single exon. Gene Ontology annotation, biological process: G protein-coupled receptor signaling pathway. Bases 1 to 1032 code for a protein of 343 amino acids. Lineage: Eukaryota; Metazoa; Chordata; Mammalia; Rodentia; Dipodidae.